AUGGUCAGCUUCAAGUGGUCUUCUCUCGCCCUCCUCGCCCUGCGAGUUGCGACCGUCUUCGCCGCGGACGAUACGGACUCCGAGCCUGCUACAUCGGCCCCGACCGAUCACCCGGAGCUCAAGGCCGACAUUGAGACGACCUUCCCCGACGCCGACAUCUUUGGCGUGAAGCUCGUCAAUGGGCGCGUGACCAAGGCUCUAAUCGAGGUGACCAACCAUGAGGAUACGCCAAUUGACGUCGCCUUCAUCGGCGGCGCGCUCAAGACCACGCAGCCCUUGCCCGAGGGCGCUCCCGAGUCGGCCCGCAUCAUCCGCAACCUGACAGCCGUUCGAUAUGGCGUGUCGAUCCCCGCUGGCGAGAAGCACCAGCUGCCCUUCCAAUUCGUUCUCGACAUGAUGCCCCAGGACGUCAUGGUUGAGCUCGUCGGCGUCAUCACCCACACGGCCACCAACCAGAUCUUCCAGGUCCAGAUGCACAGCGGCCCGGCCAGCAUCGUCGAGCCCCCGACCAGCCUGUUCGACCCUCAGAUCAUCUUCCUCUACCUCUUCCUGACCGGCCUGUUCGGCGCGACGCUGUACUUUGUCUACAAGACGUGGAUCGAGGCGCUCUUCCCGCAGGCCCGCCCCGCCAAGGCCGCAGGUGGCAAGAAAGCCCGCAAGUCACAAGGCGAGCCCCUUUCCGGUUCCGAGUCGGCCGGCGCCACCAGCGGCGCCGACGCCAAGGACUACGAUGAGAGCUGGAUCCCUAGCCAUCACAUCCAACGCCCCGUGGCGAAGCGCGUCAAGGGCAGCUCCACCGGCAAGUCUAAAUAA
This is a messenger RNA of Canariomyces notabilis, 813 nucleotides long. RefSeq lists its product as uncharacterized. NCBI's taxonomy places the organism in Eukaryota, Fungi, Ascomycota, Sordariomycetes, Sordariales, Chaetomiaceae. The record is from RefSeq and is a predicted model, not a curated record. Gene Ontology annotation, cellular component: endoplasmic reticulum membrane; endoplasmic reticulum. The coding region runs from base 1 to 813 and encodes 270 amino acids. The transcript is spliced from 3 exons.